Molecule: messenger RNA, 2223 nt
Organism: Lolium rigidum
Lineage: Eukaryota; Viridiplantae; Streptophyta; Magnoliopsida; Poales; Poaceae
Product: receptor protein kinase-like protein ZAR1
Exons: 2
Coding region: 1-2223 (740 amino acids)
Biological process (GO): protein phosphorylation
Molecular function (GO): protein binding; protein kinase activity; ATP binding
Source: RefSeq, a predicted model, not a curated record
AUGAGGAGCCUACUGCACUCAUCACUUGGCAUACUGCUGCUGACAUUGCUUCUCGUGCUCGCAUCCUCGCCGCCGGCGACGCCGCUGUCGGCGGACGGGCUCGCGCUGCUGGCGUUCAAGGCCGCGGUCACCGACGACCCGUCGUGGGCGCUGUCGGCGUGGUCGGCCAACGACACGGACCCGUGCCGCUGGCCGGGGGUGGCCUGCGUCAACACCUCCUCCUCCCCCGAGCCGCGCGUCGCCGGCCUGGCCGUCGCGGGCAAGAACCUCACCGGCUACCUCCCGUCCGAGCUCGGCUCGCUCGCCUUCCUCCGCCGCCUCAACCUCCACGGCAACCGCCUCUCCGGCACCAUCCCACCCUCGCUCGCCAACGCCACGGCCCUGCGCUCCAUCUUCCUCUACGACAACAACCUCACCGGCGCCUUCCCGGCCUCGCUCUGCGACCUCCCGCGCCUGCAGAACCUCGACCUCUCCAAGAACUCCCUCACCGGCGCGCUCCCGGCGGCGGGGCUCGCGCGAUGCACGCAGCUGGAACGCCUCAUCAUCUCCAGCAAUGACUUCACCGGCGCGAUCCCCGCCGCCGCCCUGCCGAAGAUGGCGAGCCUGCAGCUGCUCGACCUGUCGUCCAACUCCCUCACGGGCGCCAUCCCGCCCGAGCUCGGGAGGCUGCCUGCGCUAGCCGGCACGCUGAACAUCUCCCGCAACCACCUCUCCGGCGGGGUACCGCCGGAGCUCGGGCACCUCCCGGCGACCGUCAGCCUCGACCUCCGCUUCAACAACCUCUCGGGCGAGAUCCCGCAGUCGGGGUCCCUCGCCAGCCAGGGCCCCACGGCCUUCCUCAACAACCCCGGCCUCUGCGGCUUCCCGCUCCAGGUCCCCUGCCGCGCGGCCCCGCCGUCCUCGUCCUCCCCAACGGCCCCGAUCGCCAUCGGCCCAGCCGGCGGCGCGGGCGGCCCUCGGCAGGGGAUCAAGACCAGCCUCAUUGUCCUCAUCUCGCUCGCCGACGCGGCCGGGGUCGCCCUCAUCGGCGUCAUCGUGGUGUACGUGUACUGGAAGCUGCGCGACCGGCGGGGGCUCAACGGCGAAGACGACGACGACGAGGAGGGGCGGGGGCUGUUCGGCUGCCCGUGCAUGCGCGCCAGGUCGUGCGGGGACUCGUCGGACGGGUCGGACGCCGGCGGCGGCGGCGAGAAGAAGAAGUGCGGCGGCGAGGACGGGGAGCUGGUGGCGAUCGACAGGGGGUUCCGGAUGGAGCUGGACGAGCUGCUGCGGUCGUCGGCGUACGUGCUGGGCAAGGGCGGGAAGGGGAUCGUGUACAAGGUGGUGGUGGGCAACGGGACGACGCCGGUCGCCGUGCGCCGGAUCGGCGGCGGCACCAAGGCCCCCGAGCGGUACAAGGAGUUCGCGGCGGAGGCGGGCGCCGUCGGGCGGGUGCGGCACGCCAACGUCGUCAGGCUGCGCGCCUACUACUGGUCGCCCGACGAGAAGCUCGUCGUCACGGACUUCAUCAACAACGGCAACCUCGCCACCGCGCUGCGCGGGCGUUCGGGGCAGCCGAGCCUGUCGUGGUCGCUGCGGCUGCGGAUCGCCAAGGGCGCGGCGCGCGGCCUGGCGCACCUCCACGAGUGCAGCCCGCGGCGGUACGUCCACGGCGAGGUCAAGCCCUCCAACGUCCUCCUCGACUCGGACUACAACGCCCUCAUCGCCGACUUCGGCCUCGCCCGGCUCCUCACCAUCGCCGGCUGCGCGGACCCCGCCGCCGCAGGCGCCGGCGGCAUAAUGGGCGGCGCUCUCCCGUACGUCAAGCCCGCGCCGGACCGGCCCAACGCGUACCGCGCGCCCGAGGCCCGCGUGCCCGGGGCGCGGCCGAGCCAGAAGUCCGACGUGUACUCAUUCGGCGUCCUGCUGCUGGAGCUGCUCACCGGGCGGUCGCCGGAGCAUGCGUCGCCCUCCGGUUCCUCGGCGUCGUUUUCGGGGCCUGGUGCCAUUGACGGGCAGCAGCAGCAGCCGCAGGCACCGGAGAUCGUGAGGUGGGUGCGGCAGGGGUUCGAGGACGCGCGGCCGCUGUCGGAGCUGGCCGACGAGGCCGUGCUGCGGGACGCCGGCGCGCGCAAGGAGGUGGUGGCGGCGUUCCACGUCGCGCUCGGGUGCGUCGAGGCAGACCUGGAGCGGCGGCCGCGGAUGAAGGCCGUCUCCGACAAGCUCGAAAAGAUCGGGUCGUGA